Messenger RNA from Pangasianodon hypophthalmus (striped catfish), 947 nucleotides. RefSeq names its product ribonuclease, RNase K a (gene rnaseka). The transcript has 3 exons. NCBI's taxonomy places the organism in Eukaryota, Metazoa, Chordata, Actinopteri, Siluriformes, Pangasiidae. The record is from RefSeq and is a predicted model, not a curated record. Bases 140 to 445 code for a protein of 101 amino acids. Gene Ontology annotation, molecular function: RNA endonuclease activity.
GUCAUUGCUAAGUCAGCUGACUCGUGCAGAUGACUAUUGACAGUCUCAGACGUAGGAAGAAGUUUGGGAAAACAAAGUUUUAACUUUAUAAUGAUAUAAGGUAACUUUUGGUCGCACUGUACUGAGAGUAAUUUUGAAAAUGCCUUCUUUUAUCAUCUGUGGUCCGAAAAUGGCAGUAUGUAUGCUGGUGCUGAGCAUGUGGGGAGUCAUUAUGCUGGCAAUGCUGGGGAUUUUCUUCAGCGUUCAUUCGGCUGUACUGAUUGAGGAUGUGCCUUUAAAGGAGGAAGACCGUCAAGACACUCAGAACCCACUGCAGAAUGUUUAUGCUGUCUACAACCAAGUUGGCUACAACUGCUUCAUCGCAGCAGGAAUCUAUGUAGUGAUUGGAUUUGUGUCUUUCAUUCAGGUCCGACUGAAUAAGCGCAACGAAUAUCUUGUGCGUUAGCAUGAUCUGGUGGGCGGAGAAAUCAGACUCUGUGAAACUGAUCUUCAUAUCUUGCUGAAUUUCCUUGAUCACCAAUGUUUUGAUAUUACAGAAGGAAACUGCUGUUGGUAUUUUAGUUGUAAUCAGAGCCAAAAUGUUGCAUUUUCAUUGUGCCUUUUCUCUUUGUAAAACAUUCUCAGGUUUAGAUCUUUAACAAAAAAAGCCUCAGUGUGGGAUUGAUAUUUAUGGAAGAAGGAUUGUUAUGGUUAACAUUGUGCCUUACUGCCUUCUACACAUUUUGUCAUGAUGUUUACUGUAGCCCAAAAGCUUUUAAAUUUUUAAGAAUAAAAAAUGUGCUACUGUUUGGUUGAAAAAAUGUGCUACUGUUUGGUUGAAUUAAAAAUCGCAUACAAUAGUAUCACAUUUGAAUAAUAUUUAUAUAUACGUAAACACAACAGAAAGUAGAAACGACCAUUGUCUGUGUGAAUUUAAUUUCAUGUAUUAAACAGUUAACAAUCUAGUA